ACCUCCGCCUCCAGCUCUCCUCACGCGCACACUACAACAGUACCACGCCAUUCCGGUCUCUGCCCGUCUCCUUCCUCGAGCUAGCGGCUAGCGCCGGUGACUCGACCGGUGAGGCCAGGAUCCUUGGCUCGAAGAAGCGAUUGAGCACCACCACACGGGGUUAUAGACGAAGGAUCCAGGAUGCGGAUGAGCUGCAACGGGUGCCGCGUGCUUCGCAAGGGGUGCAGCGACAACUGCGCCAUCCGGCCGUGCUUGCAGUGGAUCCGCAGCCCCGACGCGCAGGGCAACGCCACCGUCUUCCUCGCCAAGUUCUACGGCCGCGCAGGCCUCAUCAACCUCAUCACCGCCGGCCCCGAACACGUCCGACCCGCAAUAUUCCGGUCUCUGUUGUACGAGGCUUGCGGCCGCAUGCUCAACCCGGUGUACGGCUCGGUCGGCUUGCUCUGGUCCGGGAACUGGCAGCUUUGCCAGGCGGCCGUCGAGUCGGUCCUCCGCGGCAUACCCAUCGCGCAGCCGCCGCCCACCGCCACGGCUGUCCCGCCUCUCCGGUCGUGCGACAUCCGCCACGUCGCCAGGAGGGAGGCAGGCCGCGGCGCCGUGGAUGCCGGCCUCCACCGAAUGGCCAACAGCUCGCGGGGGCAGUUCAAGCGAUCCGGCGCCCAGCACAGAUCCGCAGACUCCGGCAGCAUCGAGCUCGUCUUCUCCCAGCCGUCGGCGGCUUCGUCCAUGCUGGUCGACAUCCGACAGGCGCAGCCACUGAACUGGGCGCCACGCCAUCCAAGCCCCCACCAGUACUACUCCGCAAGCCACGACGACGACGCCGUGCGUGAGAGCGACGACAGCAAAGCCUCGGUGGACACCGUGGAUGUCUCUCAUGUCAGUCAGUCCGAACCCGCGGAGCCACCGAGAGAAAGCAAUGAGCGGGCGGAUGGUCUAGACCUCACACUAGGUCUGCCACCGACUGCGCACAAGGUCGAGAGACUCGAGACGUCGUCAGACGUUGACGACGACCAGACUUCUCACAGAGGCGAGCCGACGAAGCUCGGCUUCGCCAUGGCGGAUUCUCGAGCUAGAUAAUGAAAUCGUUGGAUAUACUACUCAUCCGAUCGAUCGACAGGGAGUUUUGAUUGCCUGGAACUCGUUUAUGUCUUAAUUUGUAGUUCUGUAGGGGUGGCUAUAUAUGGUGUUUUCUAGUUUUGGAAACUGUAACAACAGUGUGUGCCCUCUUUUUUUUGCAUUUUUUAUGUAUGAUACACCGUUUCUUGAUGUGUUCUUCCCACUAUAUUUUAAGGGGAUGUUUGGUUUAUAGGGACUAAUGUUUAGUCCCUUCA
Messenger RNA from Zea mays, 1331 nucleotides. RefSeq names its product LOB domain-containing protein 40. Gene Ontology annotation, biological process: regulation of gene expression. The record is from RefSeq and is a predicted model, not a curated record. The transcript has 2 exons. The coding region runs from base 181 to 1077 and encodes 298 amino acids. NCBI's taxonomy places the organism in Eukaryota, Viridiplantae, Streptophyta, Magnoliopsida, Poales, Poaceae.